CCCGACGCCGCAGCUGUCGCCAAGAAGCCUCACCGCUACAAGCCCGGCGCGAAAGCGCUCAAGGAGAUCCGCAUGUACCAAAAGUCGACCGACCUCCUCGUCAAGAAGCUCCCCUUCGCGCGCGUCGUGCGCGAGAUCGCCAUGGACAUCGCCGAGGAGGAGGGCGUCGGCUUGCGCUGGCAGAGUUCGGCGCUGCUCGCGCUUCAGGAGGCGACCGAGGCGUACCUCGUGCACCUGUUCGAGGACUCGAACCUGCUCGCGCUGCACGCCAAACGUGUUACUGUCAUGCAGCGCGACAUGCAGCUCGUGCGCCGCCUCCGCGGCGACUUUGUCUAA
Rhodotorula graminis WP1 is the source of this 336-nucleotide messenger RNA. RefSeq lists its product as uncharacterized. The annotation marks the transcript as partial. NCBI's taxonomy places the organism in Eukaryota, Fungi, Basidiomycota, Microbotryomycetes, Sporidiobolales, Sporidiobolaceae. The record is from RefSeq and is a predicted model, not a curated record. Gene Ontology annotation, molecular function: protein heterodimerization activity; DNA binding; structural constituent of chromatin. The transcript is spliced from 2 exons. Gene Ontology annotation, cellular component: nucleosome.